ACGGUCGACGUCACAGCCACAGGCAUCAGACGGAUARGCGAGAGUUGUGUGUACCUUGCCGCUGCUUCAUGGCAAUAGAGAGAGAUGGCGUCCGCAUCCCGAUGAAUAAGCAAAAAAAGAAGAGGAAAGGGGAUGAUGCUGGACCCUACGCCUAGAGGGGAAACCGUUCAAUUCAACAUAUCAGCGAUGGAGGGAUUCAUCUCUCGUUCACAAUCAUUUCGCUCCGGGGAUGUUAACGCCCUUUUCAUGCGUUUUUAAACUCCUCGGUUGAUUCCUUCCAACGGAGGAGGUGAGGAGAUUGUUGUCSGGUASGCUACAUCUGUUUUCUUCCUCCGCUUCUCUGCCCAUCUGACGCAGGGGYGAGGAGGAGAGGARAGAAGGGGAAGAGAGGGAGGGCGAUGGCUGCUGGAGGAGGAUGCGGGGAGACGGUGGAGCAGUGCCGGGCAGAGGUGGAGCGUUUGACCCGUGAGCUAGCGGAGGCGAACCGGGAGAAGAUCCGGGCUGCGGAGUGCGGUCUGGUGGUUCUGGAGGAGAACCAGACCCUGAAGCAGCAAUAUUCGGAUCUAGAGGCCGAGCAAGAGGSGCUCCGACAGGAGCUGGAGCAGCUACAAGAGGCAUUUGGCCAGACCUUCUCCACCCAGCGUAAGGUGGCUGCGGACGGGGAGACCAACGAAGAGACCCUCCUGCAGGAGUCAGCCACUAAGGAGGCAUACUACAUGAGUCGCCUUCUGGGGAUCCAGUCAGAGCUCAAACAGAGCCGGGCCGUCACAGUCAACACACAGGCCGACAACGAACACCUCAGUACCCUGCUGCAGGAGCUCAGAGAGAGUAAUGAGAUGUUGGAGCUGCAGCGGAGCCGGAUGAGAGAGGAGAUCAGGGAGUAUAAGUUCAGAGAGGCUCGACUCCUACAGGACUACACUGAGCUGGAGGAGGAGAACAUCACCCUGCAGAAACUAGUGUCCACUCUCAAACAGAACCAGGUGGAGCGAGAGAAAACAGCACUGUUGAUCAGCCUGCAAGAGUGUCAGACGCAGCUGCAGCAUACACAGGGUGCCCUGAACGAGCAGCACGAGAGGGCCCAACGCCUCAGCGAGAGAGUCACCGCCCUMAGGCGCCUGCACCGGGASGCCCAGCUCGCCCAGGAGGCCCAGCACGACCAGGARGCACACCUCAACCGAGAGGCCCUGAUGGAGCAGGGAGAWGAGGAAGAGGAGGAGAAAGAGAAGGGAUUAAUACACAGCAGGGGCCAGGCAUUCUGCCACCAGACCCCGGGUCUGGAGAUCCUCCAGUGUAAAUACAGGGUGGCUGUAACCGAGGUGGUCGAGCUAAAGGCUGAGCUGAAGUCGCUGAGAGAGAGGUACAACCAGUGUGUGGAGGGCGGGGUGGAGGAGAGGACGCGCGGAGAGGCCCAGCACAGAUCUCUGGAGCAGCAGGUGGGGAGGCUGGAGAGGAGCUGCCGGGAAGGYAGGGARAAGGUGGGGGGCCUGGAGACGGAGCUGAGAACAGCCAAGAACAUGGCCAGCGAGAGCCAGGGGGCGCUCAAYGCAGCACAGGAYGAACUGGUCACCUUCAGCGAGGAGCUGGCUCAACUUUACCACCACGUCUGCCUCUGUAACAACGAGACGCCCAACCGGGUGAUGCUAGACUACUACAGACACGGCAGAGGACUAAGGGGUAUCAGUGCCUCGCUCAAGGGUGACGACACCCGCGUUCUACUCACGCCCCGCCUUGCCCGGCGGCUCGCAGCCGUUGCCGCUGCAACCUCGUCGUCCACGGCGGAGUCUCGCAGCCCCUCGGAAUCCCCAUCCAAAGAGCGGUUGUCAGGAGAGGGAGGCCGGGACGGGGGGAGGGACAGRGACAGUCCUGUACCCCGCACCCCUCCUACGGGCUCCCCCAGCAUCAGUGCCUCUUCCUCAUCUUCCUCAUCAUCAUCGUCGCCUGCGGUAGAGCCAGCUGGAGACCUGCGUAGGGAACCCAUGAACAUCUAUAACCUCAACGCCAUCAUCAGAGAGCAGAUGAUGAAGCUGAGGAACGAACUGAAGGCCCUGAAGGAGGACGCUGCCACCUUCUCCUCGCUCAGAGCCAUGUUCGCCACCAGGUGUGACGAGUAUGUGACUCAGCUGGACGAGAUGCAGAGGCAGCUGGCUGCGGCGGAGGACGAGAAGAAGACCCUGAACUCCCUCCUGCGGAUGGCCAUCCAGCAGAAACUAGCCCUGACCCAGCGUCUGGAGGACCUAGCCUUCGACCAGGARCAGUCGCACUGCACCCGCGGCGGCAAGGUGGCCCGCAUGAAGAGAAGCACCCCCAAAGUAAGUCYUGGUCCUCCCUCCAGCCCCACCACCGGCGCUGGCGCACCCUUAAGCCUGACCUCUGCUACUACAGACGCCACAGCCCUAGCUCUGAGCUCCCCUACGWCACAUCAUAGACACCCUCUCAGCYCCUUCUCCACGGCCCCCUCAGGCCCCACAAUACCAGGCAGUCCCCCCUCCCUGGAGGCGCCCUCCUCCUCCUGGACCCCUCCAUCCACCCCCCACAGGCUGGCUCACACCCAGUGGGCACUGGGUGUCCGGACGUUAGAGGUCGACUCCCACAGUUUCAGUCUCGACUCCCAUAGUUUUAGUUUAGAACGUAGCAGUACUGGGCUCUCCAGGCAUUACUCCUCAGACACACGGCCGUCUCCUAGCAGGGGUGCUCAGCCUGGCUCGGCCCCCUCCUCCCCCUACCGUUCUCCCAUACUGGGGUCUCGCCGGUUGACAUGGAGCUCCCCUCGAACUCACCCCCUUACCAACCUGACGCGUACCUCAGCCCUUUAUACCCCCUCUUCUUACACCCCUCCUAGUUCCUAUACCCCUUCUAGUUCCUACACCCCUUCCUCCCCUUAUACCCCCUCCAGUUCCUAUACCCCUUCAUCUGCUCAUUACUCUCCUUCAUCAUAUAUCCCAUCCUCUUCAUACACCCCCCACACUUCAUAUAGCCACACCAGCAGCUACAGUCCACUCUACCCUAGGUACUACGGUUCCCAUCGGCCCCCUCACUGACACUAAACCACAGUUCCCAUUAACCUCCUCACUGACAACACUACAAAUCCAAUGCGUCUCCUCUCUUACCAGAACUACAGAUUCCAUUGGCCCCUUCCCAGACACUAAACAACAAUUCCCAUCAACCUCCUCACUGACACUACUACAAAUCCCAUCAGCCUCUUUAAUGAUGCAAAACUACAUUUCCCAUCAGCCCCUAAGAGAGUGGGUGGGGCUCACAGAGAGGAGGACAGACUGGUUUCCUGUUUCUUGUGCCUAAGCCUCUGGUGUUCGAUGCAGCGUGUGGAUGAGGCUCUGUAUCGGCGUGAAUGUUCAGACUGACUCUGCUCAGGGAUUUAACACAACAUGGAGCACAAGUGGCCCUGCCUUCCUCUUAUUCACAGACUGUUGAUCGGUCUAAACUACAGGAGAGACAGAACACUUUUCAGACUAUACAUACACAGUAGUUUUGGUCUUGCCCUUUAAAUCAAAUCACCAUCCACACAAGCAAGUGAAUAUGUGUGCAGGACCUUACCGCUGUUUGGAAAGACAGAUGAGAAGGACGUUUAGGUUAACUGGACAUUUGAAGGAAUUUGUUCAAAUGUUGGACUGAGGUCUCCACAGAUCAACCACUUGACAGUGUUAUUCUCUCUCUGUUUUUAAUGAAAAUCACACAGAUACUGUAACCAAAUGUCAUUCAAAGCAAGUACUGGAUAAGACAGGUCAAUGAUUGUGGAUUGUUUGCUAUUUGUAAUUGUUCAGUUAUUACUCACAGCUCUGUAACACUGUCCUCACAAUGUUAUUGCAAUCAUCCUCACAUCUGCUGUGUAAACCUGGCACAUAUUUAGAGUCUAGCACCACCCAAUGGCAGUUUGUAAUAUCACUGUAUAUUCAGAACUUAGACUGAAGACUUCCGUCGAGGUUGAAUAUCAUAUUAAACCUGUAACAUAAAUGACCUGGAAUCAGCACACCAUGAUGGUUUUAAUGAUAGCAUUAUGAGACAGAGCGAGAUGGGUSAUUCUGGGUUUCAUAUCAGUAGGCGAGACAGACAGUGAGCUGUGUCUACGUAGCACCCCUAGUGCCUCGGAGGGUWACUCCAGAGGAACACAGCAGCAUAGAUGGAUGAAUGUAAUUAAUASAUAGAAAACUCAGGAAGCUGACACACACACUUUUCAACUGGGGUUCAACAAGGAUGUAUUGUUAACCAGAAUUAUCAUUACACUGUUAUAGAAAUAUAGACAAAMAUUUGAAUGACAUUUAGGCUAUGGGUUAGUUAGUGUGGAGCUACUGUAUGAUGCAUAGAUGGGAUUCCACAGUUUCUGCACACGUGAUAGUGUGUCACCUGUGUAUGUGUGUGCCUUAACAACUAUAGCACCUGAUCAGUGCAACGACAAUGACUGAUCAGACAUCAUUUCUAUCAGCUCACUGCUUUUCUUUUCACAACUCUUUUUUUCAUGCCAACAACAACAGUUUUCACAUUGUUUUUUUGGCCCUAUCCAAUAGGUUAGAAUGGACAAUAACAAAGCUUUGCCAGAUGAUCAGCGUAAGUGUCUGUAAACAGUGCUCUUGAUGAGGGAUACACUGCUACUGGGUGUUGGCCAGUGAGUAGGCUUUGCYAACUUUGGCCCAAUCCAUGCACAGUUUGGUUUUGACGGGAAGAACUAAGGGGACGUGGCUGACGCGCAAACCGAUAUUUCAUUUUUGAAUWGGUUAAAAUUAGGUUAUGAGUUUGGUUAAGGUUAAGGUAAGGGUCAGUUAUAGAUUUUGGCUAGUUGGGCUGUCAAUGGAAUGCUGGUCAGAAAAGUCUCCUUAGUCUCUCCCUGUUUUGACUCCCCUCUCUAGUAUUGGCCCAGUCCAGUCUCCCCCUCCCCCUCCCCCACCAGUCCCAAGUUUGGAGCCCAGAGUACCACAACAACUCUCUGUCUAUACUCUAACAAUCCCAGUCUCCAUUGGUUCAAGUGAUCUACAUAUACCCCAACAUUUUGUUAUAACAUGCAAUAUGGAGCAAAAAAAACGCAUUUGACAGGACUCCUCUUAGCUACUUUGUUGACAACGUUAGGUGAACAUUUAMAUUUUUUCCAUAACAGAAAUACUGACUGUUCUUGCACUCAUUGUUGGGCUGAUUGAGCUGGUUGAAUGGUUUUCUCCAAUAGUCAUCUAAUGGUGACUGUACAGAAACACAAUGAUCACUGUAGAUUUGGYGUGGGAACCACCUCAGUGACCUUCACAUUUUUAUACAUGGAGUUUGUAUUACUCUGCUUAAUUUAUUACGCUACAUCACGUUAGCACCAUCUACCUGCCUUGGCACAACACUGUAUACCUGUUACUUUGAGCAGAACACAUUUGUAGUUGUAGUAUAGUGUAGGUUAUAAUAUGGAACAUUUUCCAUCGUAGGGUAAAUUAGCUGGAUAUAGAUCUUUUCUGCAAUAAGGGAAUGAAAAGUGAAGGAUUGUCAAAUAUCAAAUAGAUGCUAGGGGUCGCUGUCUUAGCUUCUCAAGAAAGGAAACCAGUGUGACCUCCUCUCUGUGAAACCCUCCUCGUUCCGCCCGACUCACACGCUCCAAUACGCACACACACACACCAAACUCAUUCCAGUUUUCGGUCCCGCUACAUCAAAGUUCCAUCCGUACAUGCAAGAGGCUCUUAAUCCUGUCAAAUGCGUUGUUCCUCCUUCUCCUUUCAGAUUGAUUUGUUUCCCACCAGGUCUAUUGGCCUGUGAUUUCUCCCUCUAUGUGAAUACAGUGAAUGCCAUUUUCCUCCUCUGCUCUGUUUCAGGAGUCUUUCAUAAUGUCAAACAUUGCCAAUCCCUGUGCUAACGCCAUAUCCAUUUCCAGGCAGACUGUUAAUAGUUACCACUGAUUGUCAGCCUGUUAGCUUUUGAGCACUUUAUAUGCAUGUGUAUAUAACACAGAGUAUUGGAAAGCUGUAUCCUGUGUACAGUGCUAUGUUCAUACUCUUCGUAUAUACUGUAAAUAUCAUGUAUAAAUGACCUGUAUUUUGCGUGUCGUCGUCUUUUCUGUUUUGAGUGGUCUUGAACAUCUCUCUCAUGUGUUCUCCUCUCAUGGGUUAGGGAGGAAUGCUUUACACAGCCUGCUCAGUUAUUGCACAAGCACACGGGUUCAUCAUAGCAUACCGUAAGCGUACAUUCCGUUGAACAGUACAAUAUAUCAAAUACAUUCGUUUUUAGGCAUUUGAGACUAUUUAAGAAUAGGAACAUUCUGGCAGAAAUGUYGAAUGUGCUUCUUGAAAAUGCUGACACUGGGGUGAUUUUCUUUGGUAAGUAGUCUGUAUUUUUCCCUUCCUGGAUAUGAUCAUCUGUGAUGUCCCCUACUCCCCAUUCCUGUCACCUCUCUACAGUACUGUCUCUCCAUCUAAUCUGUCAGUCUCUCAUAGAUCGUCAGAARUCUGCUGCCACAGUGCCGCCAGUCUCCUCACAGCUAAGGUGGGAGAAGGCCUCCCAAGCCAGCAGAUGUAGCAUUGUGUCAGGUAUCCAGGAGCACCGAGCUCACUGCCCGCUGAGCAGCUACCGCAGCGGCCCCCCACGAGUGCCUCUCCUUUGGCUCGCCCAGCCGCCUUGUCCCCCUGGUCCUCUAUAACCCUGGGACUACUACACCCUGACCUCGAACCCCAUCACAGGACUCUGCAGGGCAGAGCCAGAGCAGUGCCUCUUGCUGUGGAAGAGAAGGACGACACUCACAAAGACUUAUAAGAGACUGUCUGACUGAGGGUUUGUGGGAGAAAAGAGCGACAUGCCGCCAUCUUUGCUACCAAGCUAGCUAUUAGUCMUUGUUCAUCAUGUCUUUAUCUAUGGUGUUUUGGGGGUUGUUGAAACAUUCUUCUAUGUUACGACCAGUGAUGAUUAUUUUGUUGGGGUCAAGAGGUGGACAACUGUUGRGUUUUGCUGAAUGUAUAGCUAGCUAGCUGUACGAUCAUUGACGGUACCAUACAGUAUGUAGAAAACGCCAAGGUGGCAGAGGACAAAGCCAUAACUGUGUAUUUGAAAUGCAUGUAAAAAGUAUUAGCUUUCACGAACACAGAUUGUUUGUCAUUUUCUUCUCUUUUCAUCGCUUGUCCCCACUCCUCACCAAGAUCGUAGCUUGUUUUUUAUACUCUAUGGAAUUGCUUUAAAACGCACUUCGCUACGGUAUAUGAAUAUGUUUCUAUUGCACUUUUAAUGUGUUUUACAGGAUAAGAGAUUUACAAACAUUGUAAAGGCUGACAGUGUUUGUACCAUCAUCGUCCUUCCUUGCUUCUACAGUAUCUAUGUUGAAACAUCAUCUUCGUCCCAAGUGACACCACAUUCCCCAAAGUAGUGCACUACAUAGGGAAUAGGGUGCCAUUCGGGACGUACUUUUCGUCCUUCCUCUUUCUCUGAAGGCCUCAAUCAACCUCCUGAAUAACAAGCACAAACUGACCAAUGCAUUCCAGUACUAGCUGUGAUUGACUGUAAACCCCACUGGGUUAAAUAAUGAUGUUGAAAGUAGAUCUCUAUCCAAGAUUGCCUUUUGUUUUCUACAAMSUGUAUAUGGAAGUAACCAUGCUGGAUCGGAGUGUAGACAGCUUUCACUAUAGAAUAGUAGUACUAGUAGCACUGUAGUGGUAGUAAUAGUAAUAGUAGAGGUAGUUGGCAGUUUAUGCUGUASUGUAUUCAACCAUGAUGCUAUGUAUCCUAACCUAGAAAUACAAAUUUUGAGCUUUUCUCAAACCACCACCCAGCAACUUUUAACCAUCUAUAUAAAACGUCCACUCAGUCACAGCUCAGAGGCGUGGCAAAAUGGGAUGAAUUCACACACCUCAGCCUGGCUUUAGACAGAACAUUCUGUUUCUACAGGAUCUCUGACCAGAACUGUGGUUGCUAACUGCAGCUGGGUUUCAAAAACAUUGGGUUUUGACAUGCUUUUGUGUUAUUCUGGUGAAUGCUGUCUGCUCCAUUCCCACGAGGUUUCUCAGACAUCACAYGAAGCAGAUGAAGGAGAAGGAAGGGGUUUUGUGUAACCAGCCUGAGACUGUAUUAACCCACAGAGCUAAACCCCUACGCAUUAGUUUGGGAGAGCAAACUGGCUUUGGAGUCCAAUGGCGAGAGUAAGGGAAAGGGGAUAUCUAGUCAGUUUCACAAUUGAAUGCGUUCAACCCGAAAUGUGUCUUCCGCAUCUGUUUAGCGGAUGGUACAGUUAACWGUCACAAUGUCUCAAUAAUGAGGAUAUCAGGAGUAUUCUGUAUGUUGUAACGCUGUGGGUCGCUAUGUCUAUUUUCCCCACCAUAUGUAUUUCUCCCUUAUCUGAAGGUUUCUUUAAACGUAUCAGAUGGUUCAAAUACCAUUGAAGGUAUACAUAGGCCAACUGGACAUACAGUAAGCUAUGAAGAAAAUGAUGAUUGUUASAAGCUACUUUUUCUGUACCUGGAGUGUAUAGUACUCAGGGCACAAAGAUGAAGCACUGAAUGUGUGUCCCAUAAUAAAGAUUAACGGACUGGUUUGCACAAUUUCAACACUACUCGACWACUCAAUAAAAACCAUUAGACAUUCUGACAGCAAUAUAUAAAUGUAUGGUAUCUUUCAAAUCAUUUUUAUUGCAUAUUUAACCAUGUAAAGCCUACACUUUAAAGACAAUAAAUUCCCCCUAAUCUUAUAGGGGACUGCUAAACA
Molecule: messenger RNA, 8661 nt
Organism: Salvelinus sp. IW2-2015
Lineage: Eukaryota; Metazoa; Chordata; Actinopteri; Salmoniformes; Salmonidae
Product: protein bicaudal D homolog 1
Exons: 7
Coding region: 399-3038 (879 amino acids)
Biological process (GO): positive regulation of receptor-mediated endocytosis
Molecular function (GO): dynein complex binding; dynein intermediate chain binding; cytoskeletal adaptor activity
Source: RefSeq, a predicted model, not a curated record